Molecule: messenger RNA, 1575 nt
Organism: Bufo bufo (common toad)
Lineage: Eukaryota; Metazoa; Chordata; Amphibia; Anura; Bufonidae
Product: oocyte zinc finger protein XlCOF8.4-like
Exons: 7
Coding region: 47-1444 (465 amino acids)
Biological process (GO): regulation of transcription by RNA polymerase II
Cellular component (GO): transcription regulator complex; PcG protein complex
Molecular function (GO): DNA-binding transcription factor activity, RNA polymerase II-specific; RNA polymerase II cis-regulatory region sequence-specific DNA binding
Source: RefSeq, a predicted model, not a curated record
ACAGGUCCAGCAUCCGCUAGGUACAUGCACAGAUAAACUGACAGGCAUGGACAAAGGCAGAAAACAGAUGGCUGAAAAAAUAUUAAAUGUCACCCUAGAGAUAAUCUGCCUGCUGACUGGAGAGGAAUAUACACUGAAGAAGAAGAUGUCUGAUGAGGAAGAAGAAUGGGGCAUGACUGAUAUCCAUAGUUCACUGAUAAAUGAGAGGAGCAAUGAGAAGAAGAUCCUUGAGCUCACCAACAAGAUCAUCCAUCUUCUGACUGGAGAGGUUCCUAUAAGAUGUCAGGAUGUCACUGUCUAUUUCUCCAUGGAGGAGUGGGAGUAUUUAGAAGGACACAAGUAUCUGUAUAAGGACGUCAUGCUGGAGAAUCACCACCCUCUUGCAUCAAUGGGUUCAGUUGGAGAAAGUAUAAAGAACAUACCACAGGAUUAUCAGGUUUCCAUCGCUGAGCCAUCACCAGAUGCUGCAUAUGAUCUUGUUCAGCCUCAGUUUGAAGAGCUGGAUGUUAUUAAAGAUAAAGUUAUAAAAGAAGAUAAAGAAAUGUAUGUGGAAGAUAGCUAUCAGUGUAAGGAGGAGGAAGCUCCCACAUAUAUCGGCACAGCAGGUGACUACACCAAUAUUCCAGAAGAACAAUUUCUAUUACCUCCAGUUUACACAUCAGAAUAUCAUAUGUAUGAUGACAAUCAGUCAACUACUCCAUCUUUGCCUUCGGUUCUUUACAGCAGAGAUCUGUCCAGUGAUCCCACUGAUUACCUGGAACCUUCAUCUCAUCAAUCCCAGAAUGAUCAACAAGUUACAGGUCACAGAGGAAGUGAAAUGUUUACAUGUUCUAAAUACGAGACACAUUUUAACCCAAAUGUGAGUUUUUCUAUGCUGUCUAUGCACAAGCAAAUUCACAGUAAUGAAAAGCUGUUUCCAUGUUCAGAAUGUAGGAAAUGUUUUGGCAAAAAAUCUGAUUUUGCUAGACAUCAGAGAACUCACACAGGGGUACGACCAUUUUUAUGUUCAGAAUGUGGAAAAUGUUUUACUGUAAAAUCACAUCUGAUUGAACAUCAAAGAACUCACACGGGGGAGAAGCCAUAUUCAUGUUCAGAAUGUGGAACUUGUUUUGCCAUGAAAUCAAAUUUUCUUAGACAUCAAAGAGUUCACACAGGACUAAAGCCAUUUUCAUGCCCAGAGUGUGGUAAAUGUUUUAGUCAGAAAUCAAGUUUAUUUCAACAUCUAAGAAUUCACACAGGUGAGAGGCCAUUCCCAUGCUCAGAAUGUGGGAAAUGUUUUAACCAUAAAUCAGAUCUUAAUAGACAUCAGAGAAUUCACACAGGGGAGAAGCCAUUUGCGUGUCCAGAAUGUGGGAAGUGUUUCAACAGGAAAUCAAAUCUUUGUGAACAUCAAAAAACUCACAGAUUGUGGGAUAUGUUUUACUCAGAUAUUGGCCCUUGUUAAAUAUCAGAACCUUCACUAUCUCUUAAAAGAAUUAUUAAACAAAUAUCACUGCAAUUUCUAGAGAUUUUUCAUGUAUGUCUCAGUGUGACCUUUCAACAGAAAGCAUAUUAUUGUACAACAAUAUACAGGGG